This is a messenger RNA of Guyanagaster necrorhizus, 1335 nucleotides long. Its product is annotated as MFS general substrate transporter. Gene Ontology annotation, biological process: transmembrane transport; carbohydrate transport. Gene Ontology annotation, molecular function: carbohydrate:proton symporter activity. The record is from RefSeq and is a predicted model, not a curated record. The transcript has 13 exons. Bases 1 to 1335 code for a protein of 444 amino acids. Lineage: Eukaryota; Fungi; Basidiomycota; Agaricomycetes; Agaricales; Physalacriaceae. Gene Ontology annotation, cellular component: membrane.
AUGGUUCCACGGGAUACCAGUAAGGAUGUCGCAGACUCAGUAUCUCGCUUCGCAGCACAGGACAAGACACCAUGGUAUCGAAAACCAAACCUACGCCUUCUAUACUUGCUUCUGUUUCCAGCCUGUAUCGGGGUAGAGAUGACUAGUGGAUUCGAUUCUUCAAUGAUGAAUGGCCUACAAGCUGUGGACUCCUGGGAUACCUUCUAUCACUCUCCUCGAUCGACGCUUCUUGGUCUAAUGUCAGCAAUUUAUUCCCUUGGUGCCAUCGCUGUACUUCUGUUCGUUCCCUAUGUCACCGAUCACUUGGGACGGCGGUGGGCAAUUGUCUUUGGAAGUGUCCUCAUGAUAGUCGGCGCUGCCCUCCAGACGGCAUCCCAGAACUUCGCUAUGUUCGUAUGCUCUCGUCUUGUAUUGGGCUUUGGUAUUCCAUUCGUGAUCGUAGCCGCUUCAUCCCUCAUCGGAGAGCUGUCACACCCUAAGGAGCGCGCUGUUCUUGGCUCCCUUUUCAGCUCUUGCUGGUUUAUAGGGUCGAUCGUUGCCGCUGGUAUUACGCUUGGCACGUUCAACAUGGACAGCAACUGGGGAGGCGAAGAAGCGUAUGCGUCCCUCGUCAAAUAUCACGCCGAAGGCGACGUUGACUCCGAGUUCGUAAAAGCCGCAUACGCCCAGAUUGAGAAGACUUUGGCGUUAGAAAGGGAAACGGCCAAAACGAGCUGGUUGGAGCUGGUUGCUACUUCUGGCAUGAGGAAACGCCUUAUAAUCGGCUCUUUACUGCGACUCUUUACUCAGUGGAGUGGUAACGGUCUAACAUCAUACUACCUGGCUCGAAUCCUGGACAACGUCGACGUGACAGACAACCGUACGAAGGAUCUCAUCAACCUGGCGAACACAUACUGGAGCUUUUCAACGGCACACUAUUUAAGCGGAGGACCGUAUACCCGGUAUGCGGGUAUUACAUCUAUCCUUUUCAUAUUCACGGGAUGGACAGUGGCUAGUGCAAAUUACACUCGGACCGAGAGCCACGGGUUUAUCUUCCUCUAUAGUCCGGCCUACAACAUGGCCUUCAACGCAUUGACAUACACGUUCCUCGUCGAGCUGUUCCCUUUCCACGUCCGAGCCAAAGGGAUCACUGUGUUCCAAUGGUUCAGCCGUACGGCUGGAUUUUUCAACCAGUUCGUUAACCCAAUUGGAAUAGCUAACGCCGGUUGGAAAUACUAUCUCAGCUGUGUCAUCUGGAUUUUCAUCGAGGUGCUCGUCGUUUUCUUUCUCUUCCCCGAGACGUCCCACAAGAUACUCGAAAUCGCGGGCCUUGCAUCAUUAAAGACGUGGAAAUGA